AUGAGGACGGGACGCACGGACGGGACGGGGGCCUGCAUCAGGUUCCUGCUGGUGUUUCUGCUGCAGACGAGCGUCCAGGCCCAGUUCAUCUGUUCUGGCCCGCCGUCGGUGAGCUUCAGAGAAAAUAACACCGCCGGCGCCGUGGUGGCCAACUUCACCCUUGAGGAGGGCGUGGAGCUCGCGUUCCGAUUCCCCUUUGACCACCCGUUCGGCAUCAGGGGCAACGAGGUGUUUGCUAAGGAGCCGCUGGACUACGAGACUGAAACCACAUACGUGGUGAACCUCCUCUGCAUGUCUCUAUCCUCCGGCCCUGAGCUCAAUCUGGUGCUGGUCGUCACCGUGGAGAACAUCAACGACAACCCGCCGGUGUUCCCGCAGAGCCAGGUCCCCCUCAGGAUCGACGAGUUGUUACCUGUUGGCACUUCUGUUGGUUCAUUUCCUGCCACAGACAAGGACCCGGACACAGAGCUGCUGUACAGGCUGACCUCAGAUCAGGACUACUUUGAGCUGCAGCCGCCCAGCAGCCCCAACCUCGUGGUGCGGAAGCUUCUGGACUUCGACAGAGUCAAACAGGUGACGCUGACGCUGUUCGUCCAGGACACGCCGAGCCCCCCCCCGGACGGCGAGCCCUCCUUCACCGCCUCCACCACCAUCCUGGUCUCUGUAUUGGACGUGGACAACAGGCCGCCGUGGUUCCUGCCGUGCAAGGAGGACGUCGUGGGCGGUGCCAUGAUCUGCCAGGGCGCCGGCUACAGCGGCAGCGUGGUGCUGACGGAGCAGGAGGUGGGAGUCUUGCCGCUCACGCCUGGACCGCUGUACGCCAUCGACGGAGACUUUGGGAUUAACGAGGAGAUAACGUACAGGUUCCUGAGCGGAAAUGAUGCCGGCCUGUUUCAGAUCGGUGCAGAGAGCGGGAACAUCACGAUGGUCAGAGCGGCCGACGUCCCGGGACCGAUCAACCUCACAGUGCUGGCGGCACAAAAGCUCAACAGUUUUCAGUACGCCACCACCAAGGUCACGAUCCGGGUUCUGCUGCGGAGCCGGAACCCUCCGCGCUUUGAGAGGACAAGCUACGGUGCCGUGGUGACGGGCGUCGGCACGAUGGCGCUCGACUCGGACAACACGACCCAGCCUCUCCGGAUCCAGGCCACGGACGCUGACUUUGCUGGGGGAGUUAAUCCUGAUGUGACCUACAACAUUAAAGGCAGCAGUGGUUUCUCUCUCAUCGGAGGCUAUUUAUUCAUGACUGAGGAUCGUCCGCUGGGUUCAGUUACCUUCCAGGUGGCGGCAGUGGACACGGUGAGCGGAGAGAUGGCCACAGCUGAGCUCAGCGUCGAGGUCACAUCAGGGCUCACCACCACACAGGCCACACCCACCACACAGACCACGCCCACCGAGGAGACCACUGGUGUUCCCACCAGUAACUCCAGCAUGACCACUGAAGACAGCCACUCCACCGCCAGCACAGCCCCACCUCCCACAGGGGGCGUGCCCGGCGUGAUGGGCGGCUACGGGCCGGAGGCCAUGGCGGCGCUCGGCGCCAGCCUGGCGGUCCUGCUGGCGGUGUGUCUGCUGGUCAUCGGGCUGCUGCUCUGUCGCAUGAAGAAGAGCAAAGCAGACUGGAGGAAGAUGACUGAGGCCAACGUCUUCCGCAGCUCUCUGGCUCAGGGUCCGGGCGGCCAGUUCACCAACGAGGCCUUUCAGAGCGACGAGGACGCCGUCAGCUCGCACUCCGCCGCCUCGCAGGAGGUGGACCUGAAGCCGGGCGGCGGCCAGCAGGGGAUCGAGGCCGUGAGCGUCCUGGGUAAAGAGGCUGGAAUAAAGUCGACCGCCGCCCCGUACAUCGUCCCACACGCCGUCCUGCCUGGCGACAGCAGCUCGCGGGGCUCGAACAACGACGAGGACGAAGUGGAGGUGAAACCCAUCCUGACCAAGGAGAGACGCGCGGAGGACGGAUACAAAUCUGUUUGGUUCAAGGAGGACAUCGACCCCAACGCCAAACAGGAAGUGGUCAUCAUCCCCGACAACAGGGAGGGGGAGGGGGAGGGGGAGGAGGGGUCCUCUGAUGAAGAGGACGGUCCACCAGCGUCACAGCUCGUGUUCGACGCCGACAUGGACAGCGGUCUGGGCGUCAAGAUGGAGGAUCCCGAGUCUGAUGAUGAUGAUAGAAUGCUGACCUCAGAUCUGUGAGAGGAUCUGACCCAGGAUCUGCUCCAGGAUCUGCUCCAGGAUCUGCUCCAGGAUCUGACCCAGGAUCUGCUCCAGGAUCUGACCCAGGACCUGACCCAGGAUCUGCUCCAGGAUCUGCUCCAGGAUCUGACCCAGGAUCUGCUCCAGGAUCUGACCCAGGAUCUGCUCCAGGAUCUGACCCAGGAUCUGCUCCAGAUGUCCCAUCAUAAACACUGUGAUUAGGAGCGAGGAGACGCCGCCAGCCGAUUAAUCAGUAAACAGCAGAUCUGAUGGUUACCAUGACACCACAGACUGUUUGUUUUAUUACAUCUGAAGAUACAAAACAUCAAGGACACACACACACACACACACACACACACACACACACACACACUGUAUACAAAGCCAUGUACAGUACACACACACACACACACACACAGGUAUAAUAAGUGAAUAUAAUUUGUUUCCUCAGUGACUUGAUUUUUUACUUUUCCAUUCAAUGUUUUGUAGAAUUAUUUAAGUUGUAAUUAGUUGUUGUAAUAAUUGGUUGAGCUGUUUGUGAUGUUUGUAAAUAUUAAAUCAUUAUUCAGCCCCA
Myripristis murdjan (pinecone soldierfish) is the source of this 2764-nucleotide messenger RNA. RefSeq names its product cadherin-related family member 5b (gene cdhr5b). Gene Ontology annotation, cellular component: catenin complex; membrane; adherens junction. The coding region runs from base 1 to 2190 and encodes 729 amino acids. Gene Ontology annotation, molecular function: beta-catenin binding; calcium ion binding; cadherin binding. NCBI's taxonomy places the organism in Eukaryota, Metazoa, Chordata, Actinopteri, Holocentriformes, Holocentridae. The record is from RefSeq and is a predicted model, not a curated record. Gene Ontology annotation, biological process: homophilic cell-cell adhesion; cell-cell junction assembly; calcium-dependent cell-cell adhesion. The transcript is spliced from 15 exons.